This is a messenger RNA of Pongo pygmaeus (Bornean orangutan), 5384 nucleotides long. It is a transcript of the gene CAMKMT, whose product is annotated as calmodulin-lysine N-methyltransferase. NCBI's taxonomy places the organism in Eukaryota, Metazoa, Chordata, Mammalia, Primates, Hominidae. The transcript is spliced from 4 exons. Gene Ontology annotation, cellular component: cytoplasm. The coding region runs from base 43 to 1992 and encodes 649 amino acids. The record is from RefSeq and is a predicted model, not a curated record. Gene Ontology annotation, molecular function: calmodulin-lysine N-methyltransferase activity.
AUGGUGCAAUGACGUGACAGCGCGGCCCUGGUUGCCAAGGAGAUGCGAGUACAGGAAAUGCGGAAUUCGGGGAGAACGCGCAUGUCUGGUCCGGUUGGCGGGAGGGGCCGAGCGUCACAGGUCCUGACAGGGAAGAAGUUGGCAGGUCCUGGCAGGGGACGAGCUGCGGCGGCCGCACCUCCGGGUAUGGAAGGCUCCAGUGAGAUGGAGUCGCGAGUCGCGGACGCUGGGACCGGCGAGACUGCGCGAGCAGCGGGCGGGGGUCCGGUAGUUGGCUGCACCACUCGGGGGUCCGUAGUCUCGGUGCCCCUGGGAGCCGCCCGGUGGAAGCUCCUGCGGCAGGUUCUGAAGCAAAAACACCUGGAUGAUUGCCUGCGACAUGUAUCUGUAAGAAGAUUUGAAUCAUUUAAUCUGUUUUCAGUAACAGAAGCCAAAGAAAGGGAAACUGAAGAGGAGGUUGGUGCAUGGGUCCAAUAUACAAGCAUCUUCUGUCCUGAAUACAGUAUCUCCUUAAGGCAUAAUAGUGGAUCCUUGAAUGUUGAAGAUGUCCUUACCAGCUUUGACAAUACAGGAAAUGUUUGGCCAGAUGGAUUCACAGCCGAAUUCUACCAGAGGUACAAGGAGGAACUGGUACCAUUCCUUCUGAAACUAUUCCAAUCAAUAGAAAAAGAGGGAAUCCUCCCUAACUCAUUUUAUGAGGCCAGCAUCAUCCUGAUAUCAAAGCUGGGCAGAGACACAACAAAAAAAGAGAAUUUUAGACCAAUAUCCUUGAUGAACAUUGAUGCAAAAAUCCUCAAUAAAAUACUGGGAAACCGAAUCCAGCAGCACAUCAAAAAGCUUAUCCACCAUGAUCAAGUGCGCUUCAUCCCUGGGAUGCAAGGCUGGUUCAAUAGAUGCAAAUCAAUAAAUGUAAUCCAGCGUAUAAACAGAACCAAAGACAAAAACCACAUGAUUAUCUCAAUAGAUGCAGAAAAGGCCUUUGACAAAAUUCAACAACCCUUCAUGCUAAAAACUCUCAAUAAAUUAGGUAUUGAUGGGACGUAUCUCAAAAUAAUAAGAGCUAUCUAUGAGAAACCCACAGCCAAUAUCAUACUGAAUGGGCAAAAACUGGAAGCAUUCCCUUUGAAAACUGGCACAAGACAGGGAUGCCCUCUCUCACCACUCAUAUUCAACAUAGUGUUGGAAGUUCUGGCCAGGGCAAUUAGGCAAGAGAAGGAAAUAAGGGGUAUUCAAUUAGGAAAAGAGGAAGUCAAAUUGUCCCUGUUUGCAGAUGACAUGAUUGUAUAUCUAGAAAACCCCAUCAUCUCAGCCCAAAAUCUCCUUAAGCUGAUAAGCAACUUCAGCAAAGUCUCAGGAUACAAAAUCAAUGUACAAAAAUCACAAGCAUUCUUAUACACCAAUAACAGACAAACAGAGAGCCAAAUCAUGAGUGAACUCCCAUUCACAAUUGCUUCAAAGAGAAUAAAAUACCUAGGAAUCCAACUUACAAGGGAUGUGAAGGACCUCUUCAAGGAGAACUACAAACCACUGCUCAAGGAAAUAAAAGAGGAUACAAACAAAUGGAAGAACAUUCCAUGCUCAUGGGUAGGAAGAAUCAAUAUCGUGAAAAUGGCCAUACUACCCAAGGUAAUUUACAGAUUCCAUGCCAUCCCCAUCAAGCUACCAAUGACUUUCUUCACAGAAUUGGAAAAAACUACUUUAAAGUUCAUAUGGAACCAAAAAAGAGCCCACAUCGCCAAGUCAAUCCUAAGCCAAAAGAACAAAGCUGGAGGCAUCACACUACCUGACUUCAAACUAUACUACAAGGCUACAGUAACCAAAACAGCAUGGUACUGGUACCAAAACAGAGAUAUAGAUCAAUGGAACAGAACAGAGCCCUCAGAAAUAACACCACAUAUCUACAACUAUCUGAUCUUUGACAAACCUAAGAAAAACAAGAAAUGGGGGGAAAGGAUUCCCUAUUUAAUAAAUGGUGCUGGGAAAACUGGCUAGCCGUAUGUAGAAAGCUGAAACUGGAUCCCUUCCUUACACCUUAUACAAAAAUCAAUUCAAGAUGGAUUAAAGACUUAAAUGUUAGACCUAACACCAUAAAAACCCUAGAAGAAAACCUAGGCAUUACCAUUCAGGACAUAGGCAUGGGCAAGGACUUCAUGUCUAAAACACCAAAAGCAAUGGCAACAAAAGCCAAAAUUGACAAAUGGGAUCUAAUUAAACUAAAGAGCUCCAGAGCAGUUUUUACAACAAAUGAAUUCUAUUUUUCUUGGCACUAUCCACAGUCUCUGUUUACCCUUCUUUCUUUUCUAAUCCAUUUGCUUAUUAUAAUUAUUAUUACAACAGAAGCAUAACCAUUAACAACAAUAAUAGCUAGCACUUUAUGAGCUUUCAUUAUAUGCCGAAUACAAGUAUUAAUUCAUUUAAUUCACACAACAUCCCUGGGAGGUAAGUAUUAUUAUUUCUAUUUCACAAAUGAUGAAACCAAGGCUUAGAGAGGUUGGGUAACUUGCUUAGAGAGGUUGGGUAACUUGCCUAAGGUCACAUAGCUAGUAAGCCGUGUCUUCAAAGCCAUGCUCUUUUUUUUUUUUUGAGAUGGAAUCUCACUCUGUCACCUAGGCUGGAGUGCAAUGACACAAUCUCAGUUCACUGCAACAUCCGUCUCCUGGGUUCAAGCAAUUCUUCUGCCUCAGCCUCCCGAGUAGCUAGGAUUACAGAUGCCCGCCACCACACCUGGCUAAUUCUUGUAUUUUUAGUAGAGACGGGGUUUCAGCAUGUUGGCCAGGCUGGUCUCAAACUCCUGACCUCAAGUAAUCCGCCUGCCUGGGUCUUCCAAGGUGCUGGGAUUACAGGCACGAGCCACAGUGCCUGGCCCAAAGCCAUGCUCUUAAUAUCAUAUUCCCAUCUGCCUCCCCUGCGUAAGAGGACCUUACCCUCUCAGUACUGGUGGUAUUUGUGGUAAGAUAUGGAGAAAAUGAUAACUAAGUAUGUAUUUCACAAUAUGUAAAGGUUUUUUCUUUUUUAACAGACAUUACAUUAUUUGAUCUAACCAACUCCUGUGCCAUAACUAGUGUUAUUCCUAUUUUAUGGAAGAGAAAAAUAAGGCUGAGAGAUUAAAUUAAAACUUACAAGGUUUACUUUUAUUGAAUUAAUUUUUAAAUUAUUAUUAUAAAAAUAAUCCUACAAUCCCACAACUUAGAGGUAUCUACUUUUAUCUCUUCGGGAUGUAUUUCCCAUAGGUGUAUAUAAAAAUUUUUGUUUCUUUCUUAAAAAAGGAUUAUUCUACCUGUACUGUUUUAUAACCUGACUUUUUUUACUUCAAAAUGUACUAUGAAUAUUUUCAGUGUGAUUAAAUUUUCUUGUACAAUAUUAUUUUAAUAACAUUAUUGUUUUGCAUUAUGUAGAUAUUACCAUUUGUGCUCCUGACACUGUCUUGUGGGGAAAAACAGUAAAGAUGAUAAUGUCAAGGGAGAGUAUAGAGUCAUUAGUUUCUUUUUUUAUUAUUAUUAUACUUUAAGUUCUAGGGUACAUGUGCACAGCGUGCAGGUUUGUUACAUAUGUAUACAUGUGCCAUGUUGGUGUGCUGCACCCAUUAACUCAUCAUUUACGUUAGGUAUGUCUCCAAAUGCUAUCCCUCCCCCCUCCCCCCACCCCAUGACAGGCCCCAGUGUGUGAUGUUCCCCACCCUGUGUCCAAGUGUUCUCAUUGUUCAGUUCCCACCUAUGAGUGAGAACAUGCGGUGUUUGGUUUUCUGUCCUUGGCGAUAGUUUGCUGAGAAUGAUGGUUUCCAGCUUCAUCCAUGUCCCUACAAAGGACACGAACUCAUCCUUUUUUAUGGCUGAAUAGUAUUCCGUGGUGUAUAUGUGCCACAUUUUCUUAAUCCAGUCUAUCAUUAAUGGACAUUUGAGUUGGUUCCAAGUCUUUGCUAUUGUGAAUAGUGCCACAAUAAACAUACGUGUGCAUGUCUUUAUAGCCACAUGAUUUAUAAUCCUUUGGGUAUCUACCCAGUAAUGGGAUGGCUGGGUCAAAUGGUAUUUCUAGUUCUAGAUCCUUGAGGAAUUGCCACACUGUCUUCCACAAUGGUUGAACUAGUUUACAGUCCCACCAAUAGUGUAAAAGUGUUCCUAUUUAGAGUCAUUAGUUUCAUAUUAUUUAUACAGUUGGGGUUCAAAGCAUACUAGUUGAUAAGAACUUUUUUUUCUUUUUGAGAUGGAGUCUCACUCUGUGCCCAGGCUGGAGUACAGUGGCUCAAUUUUGGCUCACUGCAACCUCCGCCUCCUGGGUUCAAGUGAUUCUCCUGCCUCAGCCUCCCAAGUAGCUGGAGUACAGGAGCGCGCCACUGUGCCUGGCUAAUUUUUGUGUUUUUAGUAGAAACGGAGUUUCACCACCUUGGCCAGGUUAGUCUCAAACUCCUGACCUCAACUGAUCCACCUGCCUCGGCCUCCCAAAGUGCUGGGAUUACAGGCAUGAGCCACCACACCUGGCCUAGAACUUUUCUCGGAGUGAAUAAAGGCCUGCAUUGCUAUUAUUUACCAAGCCGAUAACAUGUUUUGUUUGUUUGUUUGUUUGUUUUUAGGCAGAGUUUCGCUCUUGUCACCCAGGAAGCUGGAGUGCAGUGCAGCACGAUCUCAGCUCAGUCUCCCAGGUUCAAGCGAUUCUCUCCUGCCUCAGCCUCCUGAGUAGCUGAGAUUACAGGCAUGUGCAACCAUGCGCAGCUAAUUUUGUAUUUUUAAUAGAGACGGGGUUUUACCAUGUUGGCCAGGCUGGUCUUGAACUUCUGACCUCAGGUGAUCCACCUGCUUUGGCCUCCCAAAGAACUGGAAUUACAGGCGUGAGCCACUGCAUCCGGCCCCAGGUGAUAACACUUUAAAUCUUGGUUGGACUUGGUAGUAUCAUUACAUAUAUGCAGGUGUCCACUCUUGUCUGUAAGUGAAUUUCAUGAACUAAGCCACCCUGUUAGGGUUGUGCAAGGUGAAAUCAUAGUCCAAAGAGAUUUCCAGGGCUAUCCACUGUUUCCUCACUUGGUCUGCCUGGCGUUGCUGUCAUGUGUAUUCGUGUCUUAAUUUUUUUCUGCUGGGUUGAGGGUUCUUCGGAGAAGGCAUCUUUCUCAUCUUUGUUUCUCACAUUUCCUAGCAUAGUGCUGGCCAAGGGGACCCCCCAAGUGAUUUAAUUUUAUAUUCACUUAACUAUGGCAAGGGUGGCUUGAUGGCAACACCUUCAAACAUUUUUAUCCAUAUACAUUUGAUCUAUAAAUUGGAUCAAGAAUGCUCAGAAAAAGAAAUAAACAUUAAAAAAAUAAUAAAGUAGGCAAUGUGGUGUCCUGGAAAGAACACUGAAUUAUAGCAAGAAGACGUAGCUGUAAAGCUUUGGCACUAACUUCUGGAGAGAACUUG